Messenger RNA from Rhipicephalus sanguineus (brown dog tick), 8889 nucleotides. It is a transcript of the gene Ent2, whose product is annotated as equilibrative nucleoside transporter 1. Gene Ontology annotation, molecular function: nucleoside transmembrane transporter activity. The transcript is spliced from 13 exons. The record is from RefSeq and is a predicted model, not a curated record. Gene Ontology annotation, biological process: nucleoside transmembrane transport. Bases 235 to 1653 code for a protein of 472 amino acids. Gene Ontology annotation, cellular component: plasma membrane. NCBI's taxonomy places the organism in Eukaryota, Metazoa, Arthropoda, Arachnida, Ixodida, Ixodidae.
AGCGGUGGCUUCCCCCACGCUUCUUAGCGGCUAGCGUUGCUGGCGUUAGGGCACGCGGAGCUCAGGCCUGCGGCGCGGUUCGCAUCGGGCACCACGGAGUACAGUAAGCGCGGUGCCUGGGUGACCGCCAGAGAAAAUGCCGUUAUCACAACUCUAACAACCCCCCUCGACGGGCAGCGUUAUCAGGCAUACGCACACUACUAAAUUGCUUGGGCCAAAGGCUACCCUUCCACUAUGGGUGAAAGAGGAAACGAAUUUCCGCUUCGUCCACUGGAGGAGAAUGAAGUCCUCAUUUUACCACGGAACCAGCCACCAGCAGUUCAGCGUGGUUCUCAUGCGCACAUAAGUGAAAGGGGUGAGGAGCUCAAUGGAUUACCAGCAGUGAAGACAAAUCCCAAGGACUCCUACAAUCUGCUAUACUUGAUCCUGCUUGUGCAUGGCGUAGGCACGCUCAUGCCUUGGAAUAUGUUCAUCAAUGCCAAGUCUUAUUUCCAGAACUACAAAUUGGCACCAGGUGUGCUUGCAAAUGACUCGGCCGAAGCGAGUGAGCUUACGCUGUACAGGAAUGACUUUAUGAAUUACAUUACGUUGGCCUCCCAGGUGCCAAAUUUGCUGUGCAAUUUUCUGAACCUUUUUCUUCAAUUUGGAGACCGUAGCCUCACACCGAGGAUCGUCAUUAGUAUCCUUGUUGAAGCCGCAGUGUUUAUUGCAACUGUUGUAUUGGCCAUGGUGGAUUCCUCUACAUGGCCAAUCACGUUCUUCUACAUCACGAUGGCCCUUGUGGUCGUGCUGAACAUGGCCUGUGGUGUCUACCAGAACAGCAUUUAUGGCGUUGCUGCCCGACUUCCAGGCAAAUACUCAAAUGCUGUUGUGCUUGGUUCGAACAUCAGUGGUACGGCUACAUCUCUACUAAACAUUUUCACCAUAGCAGCAUCACCAAAUGCCCGCACAGCAGCAAUCUAUUACUUCCUGUCGGCUCUGUUGGUGCUGCUCCUGUGCCUUGACUCCUACUUCGCUUUGCCGCUGCUGCGCUGCUACAGGCAUCACCAGCGGCUAGCAUCCAUGGCUUCUGCACCAAGCAGCAGAACACCCCGCUCUCGCAGGCCUCCCUAUUGGCUCGUAUUCAAACAGGCGUGGCCGCAGUGCCUUAAUGUGUUCCUGAUCUUCUUUGUCACGCUAGCCGCAUUUCCGGCUGUCACAUCAGACAUCAAACGCAUUGACAAAGAAUUUCCUUUGGAUGACAAGUACUUCACUGCAACAGUCUGCUUUCUUGGCUUCAACCUGUUUGCCAUGCUUGGCAAUAUUCUUCCCAUCUGGGUUCGUUGGCCUGGACCACGAUUUCUGUGGGUGGCCGUCGUUGCACGGCUAGUGUUCCUGCCACUCUUCCUGCUGUGCAACUACCUGCCAGAGGCACGGGUGCUGCCGGUCUGGGUAUCCAGCGAUUGGGGAUUUGUGGCGGCCAUGAUAGUGUUUGCCUGGUCAAGUGGAUACCUGAGCAGCUUGGCCAUGAUGUACGCACCUCGGGCAGUGGCCAGUCCGGAGCAUGCGCCCAUCGCUGGCAUGAUGGCGGCGUUCUUCCUGGUGCUCGGACUUUUCGUAGGGGGAAAUGCGGCGUUCUUGGCGCCGCGUAUUGCCAAGGGAGUCUGGUUCUGAAAUUUCUCGUAACAUUACUUUUCACGAGGGGGUCAGGCUGAUGUGGCUGACAAAUUAAAUUAACGGGUGAAAAAGGGAAAACACGUGCAAGCCUUACACAUCAGGGCUCACGAUUUUGUACUCUUAGACGGUGCUUUCGUUGUAAAAUUUCAACGGUCAAAAUCAUUUUGGGUAGACAAGUGCUCAGGUGAGGAAGAGUUCGUCUUUACAGAUGAUUAUUUUAUUUCUAUAAGUGUCAAAAGCAAAGUCUGAGCUCACCUCUGUAAGACUUUAUCAGUGUUCAUGUGCAGUGCUUUGUAACUAGAUAGACAUAUUUCAGAUGCCAUUUUUUACAGGCACAAAUUAUAAACUUUUGUGGGAAAGGCUCUUGCAGCAGGUUUACAAGUGCUCACAUAGUAGCAGAAAGCUUGUUAUAGCUCCCACUGUUGGCAACACUGAGGAGCAAGAGCGUAGUUCACGAUUAUUACUGGAAAACGUGUCCUGUGCUUGACAUUUGUGCCACCAUGGUUCAUAUUUGCGACGUCAUGCUCGUGAUCUUGUACCACUAGCCACAUGCACAAGUUUUGUCAUGGCUAUGGAUUUUUCUGUGUGCUUGCAUCCAGUUAAUCCAUUGCAGUUGUUAUCAUUAAGACUAAAAGCAGAAACCAUGUAGGAAGCUACCGAACAGUGUGAAAGUGUAGGCACAGGUAGUAAGGGCAGAUUUUAUAAUUGAUUGCUUACUUAUUCUCAGUUGCCUUGAUGAGCAAGUUUUGUGCAGGUUUACUUGAAGUAAAAUCACUUUGGUGGACAUGCUUUCAUAGGGCGCGAGCCGUGCAGCAUUAUGUAGCUUAACCUCGGUUUUAGUUUUCUGGUUUUAGUUAUCAGCAGUAGCAGUCACCAGGGAAUAUACUGUUGCAUUGCUGCGAUGUAUUUUGUUAAAUCUUCUGUACAGCCUUCUGGUAAAUUCCACUGGUCGAAUUGGAGCACUUUUUCAUUGUCGCUCGUAAGAAAGCCAGCUGACUAAUUCAUUAGGUUGAAUACCUUGCUCACUAUCUUGCUUGCUCUAAAUUCAGCAUCAGGAAUUCUUUCAAAACAUGCGAAUAAAUAUCACCAACAAUGUGCACUAGUGAACAUAAUGUUUCUUUUUUUUUUUUAUUACAGCAGCUGCAUUUUUUGCUUGCACAUGUAAGCGUGAACUUCCAUUGUUCCUCUGCUCAUUAUACCAUCUCCUUAUGGCGUGUGUUAGAUUAAGUUACAUAUAUCAAAAGCACAGCAAUAUAGACUGCAAGUUUGUACCUUAACCAGAGGCUGUAGAAUUGCAGUGCUCGGAAGCACCGUAAAGUGGUUGAAGCUUUUCUUCACAACAAACAAAACAUGCCAUGUGGCUUACACAGCAAAAUGCAAGGAAUCAAAGUACAAAGUAAAAAUGCCGUUGGAUAUGAAUCUUGCCUUCAGGGUAGGGCUACGAGGUUAUACCUAAAAGCAGAUUUUCAUAUGAGUGUGUUUCACUCUGCUGUGGAGCUGCACUAGAAUAUGGACCUGUACAAAAAAGGCACUCACCAGUGAGUGAUUUCAGGAGCUCUGCCUUUUGUUGACAGAGAUGCCGAGUUUGUAAUUAUUAUGGUCAUGUUAGCUUUCUACUGUAAAGUUGCUGUUGCGAUUGGUGUGCGAGAGGCAGAACAGGAUAUUCAGAGGGGUGUUUUCUGUGAAAGAAAAUGCGGUACUUACUAACAACUUGACCAAUUGUCCUGUGUAAAGUUGCGACAACACGUCAGGCCAGAUUACUUUGUUCGCAAGUGUCAAUUCUGAGAGUUUCAUGUCUCAUGAAAGCAUUGCAAACAUGUUACAAGAAACCACUGAGCUGGUUUAAGAAGUCUCUUGUAUAAAAACUAGUUAGCUGCAGUUAGCACCUUUCUUUUCCCUCUUUCGUUUGCUUUCUUUCUGUCUGUCUUUUGUUCUUUGUGUACUGUACUGAACUGCACAUGGCUUUCAUUGACAAACAUUUUUCAUUGUCCUUCCAAUUGCAUAUUGCUACACCAUAGCUGAAUUUACUGAAGGACUGACAUAUAGACAGUCUGCCAGUCAUGUAUUCAGGCAGGCAUUUUAUUGGCAGAACUGAAAUGCACGAAAAUACUUUUUUUCUUUUCUGUUUUGUCUUAUACCUCUGGUGUUUGCAAUUGUGAGGAAUUAUUCUAUUAUGUACAUUCAGAAGAAGAUAUAUUUUUCCGUUUUUUCUUUCUUUUUGUAUGAUCCUAGGCUGUGUUCACUAAAGCCGGCCUUGAAAGCAUUUAUGCAUGCUCAGGGUAAAUUUGUUUCAUUAUUGGAUUUAUCUCAGGAGCAUGGGAAAAAACAACAGAUUUUUGAUUUUGUGUCUUCAAGCUCAUAUUUUUGCUUGUUCGGCUAAUGGAGCAAUCUUUUGGCCUGUUGAGAUGGCAUAUGGUUUGUAUGUCAGUGGGGCUAAAUUGAAUUACUUUUAAAACAUUUGCAUAGCAAGCUAUUCAAAAAAUUCAAUUCAGCAAUUUUAGCUAAUCAAAGUCUCAGCAUAUUACUGUUUAGCUGUUGCUCGGACUUUGAUUGUUCCAGCUGAUCAUCCAAAGAAGAGCUCUGUCAGAGCAUUCAGGAGAAGCACAACUCCUGAGUUGACUUACUUCAUUGCUCAUUGUAGUGUACUUGUCGGAGGCUUUUCCCCUUUACAACUUGUUGAGAUUCUUGAUGUCUUUGAUUUGUAAAAAAAUUAGCUCAUAUUCAUUUGUGGCUGUUGGGAUAUUUUUGUGGAUGUUUGAUGUGGUGUCAUCUUGUAUGCGUAUUUGCGCUGCCUCAAUCAGGUUGUUUUAUCUGAUACAUUUGGAGGCAGGUUUGGGUAUGUUUAUGGUGUCUCGUGUGUUUCAGAUGUGUUGCCGUCAGUUUUGAAAUGCAUAGGGUCGGUUUAAGUAAACAUUUAGUCACAUUACUGCGUCAGCAUUUCUUUUUUCUUUAACGUUCGUGAUCUCUUGAAGAUAUGUUGUAUGGGUAUGUGCAAGUGUAGUGUUUUUUUUAUAGCUCAAUUUUUUUAUGCAGGUUCCUCACUAAUAUAACUGUUUAUUUUUUCUGUGGGACACAUGAUUCACUUUUGUAUUACUAGUAUCAGAAAAUGUUUCUGGACUGCUAUCAUGCAGUGUACCAGAGCUGUACUGUGGAUCAAAUAUCUUUGAGUCAUGUCUCUGUUAGUCAGAUAUGAACUAAAUGAAUUGUCCAUGAGGACUGAGCAAUGUGUAUUAUCUGAUGUGUUCAGAGUAUUUAAGGCUGCCUGCUUUUCUAUGAUCUUUAGAUGUGUGCUUUAGGCAGCAGACAUUCGUAACGACGGAUUUGACUAGUCGGCACGGUCACUGCGAUGGUGAUUGCAGACAAUGCUACCUCACAACGGCAACUCAUCGUGUACUACUCUGCCCAUUGUGUUAAACUUGUGCAGCUUGAAUUGCGGCAUGAGCAUCUCAAGACUGUACCCCUAAGCAUUUCGUCUGUUGAACAACAUUGGAAAAGUGAAGUGGUGUCAGCAUGCAGUGGGGAGUGGUGCUAAAAGUAAGUACAACAGAUUCUGUGGUCGAUGGAAAACAGCUAGAAUACUAAAUUCGUGUUUGCUGGAGCUUGGUGUUAGUACUUAUGGGUGUAGGCGUGUACAGGGUUCCCCAUUUGGGGGAGGGGGGGGGGAGAGUUUGCGUAGCAGCGCUGCCCCCCAUUCCCCCCGCCAUUAGUCGAGUCGAGGAACAUGCACCACAAUGGACGAAAAGAACAAAUGCAAACGAAGCGAUGACUUGCUUCUAACAGCCGCCUGCCUUUAGUCUCUGGCUUUCGUGAAGUAAAGAUGGGAAGUAAACAGUUCUUGGAAUGCAACAAUGGGGGUCUUCGGCCUCCAUUAUCGUUGAAAACCUGCUCUUUAAGGAAUUAUGGGACAGGUCCUACUGAGUAAUCGUAUGGGGCAGACUUUGCACCCCUCACCCCCUCUGGGUGAUUGGGGGUGGGGCUGGGGGUAGCCGCCCCCCCUGCCCCCCUCGUGCGCAUACCUGUGCUUAUGGGUAGCAAUAGCAAAUUCCGGGAUUGCCCAGAUAGCAGUAUUUUCUCAUUUUAACCGCACCAUUGUUUCUUGGUAACUGCUCCUGUGAGACGACUGUGUAGACUCUUGUAAUAGCCACGCUUCCUUUUUGCCUCUUUGUAUGUUUUAUAAGAAUUGACAAGAGAAACAGGAGAUGCGGCAUUGACAAGCUGAAGAUUUUUAUACAAAAUUUAUGUUCUUUACACAAAUAAACUACCCGCAGCAGCAGGAAGAAGUGAUUUGGCUUAUAUAUUUUGUGGACAACGUGCUGAAAGUUCUGAGCAGCAUAGCACCAGCAAGUACAAAGCACAUUGAUGUGAAGCAAUGGUUGUUCCAUUUUGAAACUUCAGAACCUCAUUGGUUGCCUUCUUUCACAUCAAAAUGGCAGUACUCAACAGCUAAAAAUGCAGUCUCUAAAAGGAUAGGGCACAACAUGGUUAGAGUUAACAAAAAAUAUUUUAUUUAAUGUUGACAGUGUUGCAAUUGCAUAAGCAUGGCUAUUACUUGAGUUUAUGUCGCAUCUGCUGCUUGAACAUGUUGUCUUGGUCUGGUGAUCUUUGGGCGCAUGACAGGUAACCUUGUUAAAUAUAUAGGAAAUGAACCAUUGAGUUGGGAAAACUGAAAAGGAAGGAGUGAGUGUAACAUUUUAUAUUUGCUGUUUAAUUUUUGUGAAUGAACACUCGACUGACAUUACUGUGAGAAGCCUCUCUUAGAACCAAGCACCAAUUUAAACAUCUUUGAGAAGUCUUGACCAAUAAACUUUUGUAGAACCUGUUAUGGGAGAGUUUAACUAAAGAUCUAUAACAGACAGUUUGAUGUUUGAUGAAAACUCCAGUGAAAAUAAUACAUUGUUAAAUAAAACAAGCACUCUACUGAGGUUUGAAAUGUUGACCAUAUUUAUGAAAGGCAUCCACGCAUUAAAAAUAUAUAUAUUAAAAUCACACACAAGUAGCCACCUCGUGUUUUUUUAACACUUGAAUCCCUUUCGUGGCCACUAAUAUUCCUCAUAAGUAUAUGCUGCUUUUCGCGAGGCUGUAGCAAGGUGGGAGCCUUUGUUAAAACCUUUAAGGGAAGUACCAAUGUUAUAUGGUUGAAGCUUAAGAAACUUAAUCAAGGAUUUGAACUAAUGUGAUACAAUGUACAUCAAGUAAAAUUGUUAGCUUUGUAUAGCAGAAAGACAACUGUUGCACUAGCUCUUGCCAGUCAUUUGCCUAGAUGUGGUGGCCUUAAAUUGAUUGUUGUUGUGUCUAAGAUUUUUUCUUUGUGUAUGCGUGAUCUGUCUGCAGGUCAGCAGUGUAUUAAGAAGCUGUAGUUGAAUGUGUGGCAUUAAUGAAGAGAAUCUGGUGAGUAACAUUUUGUAGUGGAUGUUGUCAUGUUAUAAGCCGUUGUGGUCGUUUAAAGCAAGGAGAUUUCCAUAUCUGGUGACGUUCUAGGAUAGGCAAGGAUGACUUUGUGGAAUACAUGCCAUAAUGCUAAGAGGGCCUUCUGUGUGCAUGCUGUUAUUUAUUACGUGCACUGACAGUACCGGCUUCAAAUGGCCAAGCUAAAGUUGCAUAGUAGCAUUUACUUUUUUGUGUGUUCGAUAGUUGAGACGUGGAUCUGACAACUGCAUUUUCCUUUUUUUGGUGCAUUAAAAUCUUAUUGUAUGUUUGCCAGACAGAACUGCUUUUCACUGCUUCCACUUUGUGUUACACUAUAACCUCACUAUAACACUCACAUCUGACACGAAAAUAACUUUGUUAUAUCCAAAAAUUCGUUAUAAACAUGCAUUCAUGACACUCUCCAUGACAGGACAAUUUUUUAUUUACUUUGUUAUAACCAAUAAUUCGUCAUAUCAAUGUUCUUUAUAUCGAGGUUUGAGUGUACUUGGUUGCUUUGUUGUGCGCAUGACCCCAGCUUCCAGCUUUUAAAGAAAAGAUGUCUCUGUGUAUGGUGUAGUGAAAAAAUGGUGCAAAACGACAGAAACGAAAAGGACUAUUGCAUGCAGUCGAUUGUUUCAUUUGUUCAUCUUAGCAAAACUGUAUGUCAACCACAUGCAGCAAACCAUCUACAACUUGCUAGUUAUGCUGGGCCCUCAACCUUUUUGCUUUUUGUUGUGUCGUUGUGUACCCUAUUUUCACUGCACUGUACAUCCUAACGGAGUCUUGAUAAUGCUGUACGGCAUGUGACUGGGCCUUUUUACUGGUGACAACAUGGCAAGAUUGGUGAUAGCGGUGGAGGCAUAGCUGUUACAUUUUCCCAUAUAGAGGGGGGAGCUUAAGUAGCUGUGUAUCGGGGGGAGGAGGGAGAGACGGUGCAAUGAAAAUCAUUCUCGUCAUCGAACUUUGAAGUUUAUAUACAAGGGUCAUUCCAGUAGUAUACUACCUGUCUAGCUAUAAUUCAGUAAUUGGGUGUCUAUAAGCGUGCCAGCUUGACCAGUUAAGGGGGUUAGCACAUCUUGCCUCUUCCCCCCCACCCCCUUCGUAACUGAUGCCUCUGUAUGAAGGUGCAUCUUUGUGAAGCUCACUUCAUUGUGUGCCUUGUCUGCUACUCUGUUCACCUCUGUAUGACACACCUUCGACGAUUAUGUGCGUGGCCCUGUUUACAAAAAAAUUCUGUGAAGCAGAGCAUGUGCACCACUAAAAUGUCAUCUGUGAUGCACUUUUCAGUUUUCUUUCACAUGGCUGGACCCAUGCGCAUGCGAUGGAGUUUAUGAAAAAAAAAAUAAGAUAAAGGGAGGUAGUCAGCACACACGAGCUAUUGAUGUUAGCAAUGGGGCCCUCACACAUAACAAAGGCAGAGUGUACAUUAUUGAAGUGAACGUCAUAGGAGUUUGCACGAUACAUGCGCUUGCAUGUGCUAUCGCCAGUGUCGACGCUUGUUGCUUUUACUAGGUACCUACACGUGCGUAAUGUUAUUAAAUAUGUGGGAUGCUGUGCGUGUUCAAAAAUUAUGAAUGAGGUUUUUUUGAUGCAGGUGUGCAUUGCAGGCCACGUUGCAUAAACUUUUUUUUUCGCACUUUUAUGCCUGUUAAUUUGGUGUAUCUUGUGGUUAGCACUGCCACUUAAUUACAUGUUGGAUGUUGCUUUUGUAAAGGCUCUUGAAAACACUGUCACUUCAGCACGUGUCUUACGUGAGAUUGUAAAAAAAACGUUUCAAACCAUAGUGUUGCACUUAUUUUAUAAAUAAAACCCACUUGUGCACUGGGA